AGUGAGAACAAUACCAGUGCAAUGAUAUUUAUCAUAACAAUGAUAAACAAUAACGGAGCAACAAUGCAGUACCACUUCAAUGAUACAAAUACCAGUAAAUUCCCUCAUGUCAUACUCUAUGUGGUACAUGUAUCAGUUUAGUGAUACACGUACCACUCCACUAGUACACGUACCACUCCACUGGUGCGUUUCCUCUGCCGCCGUCUUCCAUAUGCUCGACGUUAGAGACGAAAUCGUCCAGACCAUCUUGAUGAUUUCCGGUCGUGUGAAAUGAUGAAGUCGAUGUCGCAGGAGAGGAGACUCGAGGGGAACGGAGGGACGGGAGAGGGUCGGCGGAAAGGGAGGCAAUGAUAAGUUGGGCCGCUGAUGGAAGUUGGCCGACGGAGGGUGAACCGUCGGAGGCAGGGUUUGCUGGACUGAGAAGACGCCGGGAGAGGGUUCUGG
Linum tenue is the source of this 444-nucleotide messenger RNA. Lineage: Eukaryota; Viridiplantae; Streptophyta; Magnoliopsida; Malpighiales; Linaceae. The record is from the annotation of a GenBank genome assembly.